AAGUCUCCAAUAACACCAGAAAAAGUCGCUAGAUUUGUCGCUAAUAGCUUUUUUGAAAACGAGUCGCUAGAGUCAUCUAAGAACUCGUUAAAUAUAGCAACAAAGUCCCUAAAUUGGCAACACUGCAAAAAGCAGCCUGUUACUCCAGUCUGUUCACGUGUUCAAAUCACAUGACAGAACACUUCCUUGUAAUCAAGUCAGAAACGCCCAACACUUCCUUGAAUUCAUGUGUACUAACAAAAGUUAAUAUUUAUACCGGGAGAGUGAGCGUUGUUAGUCAUUUAGGGAAUAGGGAAUAAAUCGUUGAAUACAAUCAUUAAUGACUGAACUUGGGUAUGGGUAAUCAACAAAGUCUUCUGACAGAAAAGGGCUACACUUUACUGCAAGAGACUGAAAACGAAAGUACUGGGAAAGCAGCUCUGGUGAAUAAAGAUGGGAAUAAAUACAUCAUUAGGACUAUUAACAUGACAAAUACAGAUGAUGAAAUCAAGCAGAGGACACAGAGGGAAGUGGCCAGUCUGGCAGACAUGGACCAUCGUCACAUUGUCCGCUAUGUGGAGUCCUUUACUGACGAGAACAGCAGCUGUAACAUAGCAAUGGAUUACUGUGAAGGUGGAGAUCUCUCUGAAAAGAUUAAGUCCCAGAAAAUGGAAGGCACUCCAUUCUCAGAAGACCAGAUCCUGGACUGGUUUGUGCAGAUCUGCUUGGCCCUGAAACAUGUUCAUGACAGGAGUAUUGUACACAGAGACAUAAAGCCUCAGUGUCUCUUUUUGACCGGAGAAGAAACCAUCAAGCUGGGAGACUUUGGAGUUUCUAAAAUCCUAAGCAGGAAAGAUGAAUAUGCAAAAACCAAAUUAGGAAUGCCUAUUUAUAUUGCUCCGGAGGUAUGGAAAGACAAAUGUUUUGACAACAAAAGUGAUAUCUGGGCUUUGGGUUGUGUGCUGUAUGAACUCUGCACACUUGAAUUUGCAUUUUCACUACAAGAAAAUCUGCUCUUCAUGUUUGAGUUAUGGAACAGGCCCACUCCACAUCUGUCUGAGAAUUUCUCAUCUGAACUGCGCCAUCUGCUGGAUGAACUCCUACAUAAGGACCCAGCACACAGACCCUCCAUCGAUGGCAUACUAAGGAAAGCAUUCUUAGUUGAUAGGAUACCCAAACAGCUCUUAUUAAUGGAAGAAGUCUUAAUGGUUCCUGGACCUAUUUCACUAGAAGAUCCAGGUAAUCGUGACUGGAAAAAUCGGGAAGUGCCCUGUGAUCGUGAUGAGGAUAAGCGGUCGGAAGAUGGACAGAUGUAUAAUCAGGAAAUUCCCAUGGACAGAAAUCUGAGUAAUAUGAUGUUUCAACUCAACCAAGAUAUUGAAGCAUUUAAAAAUUUCUAUGACCAAGAUGUUGGUGAUAUCCUGAGUCUAGUGAAGAAGCUGGAGAUGACGGCAGAUGGUCUGGAACGCGUCCACUUCGGUACCACCGUAGGAAGCCUGACAGGGUCGGUGGUAGGAGCUGCAGGGGGGAUCACCUCCUUAGUUGGGCUCAUUCUGGCACCCUUCACUCUGGGAGCCUCUCUGAUUGUCACUGGUGUGGGGAUUGGUGUUGCUGUAGCUGGAGGGGCAACCAGUGCCGUUUCCAACAUCACCAACAUGGUGAACCAGUCAAUGGACCGUAAGACUAUUGAGGAAACCAUCAGUGAAUACCGGGACAAGAUGGAACCCAUUCUCAUGAGCGUGGAAGACAUCAUCACGGGUAUUCAUACCGUACAGGACCAUGAGAGCUACACAAAUGUUGCUAAUAUGGCACAGGCUGCAUUUAGAGCAGGGAGGGGCCUGGGUGGCAUUGCAGAGCUUGUCCGUCUGACCCAGGUGAUUAACGUCGGUAAGGUGGCUGCUCAAGCAGCCAGAGCUGUACGGGUGGCAGAGGCCUUCACAGGGGUGCUGUCUGCUCUCUUCAUUGCCCUCGAUGUCUAUUUCAUUGUUAAGGAUGCCAAAGAGAUCCACAGCAUAAGACAAGGGUCACAACAGCAAGAUGAAAUAAAAUCAGCCACAAUGAAGCUUGUAGCUAAUAUCAGGGAGAUGGUUUCUCAGUUUAUGGAGAAGCUGGGUGAGCUGGAAUGUAUACGGGCAGAAUUCAAGAUCUUGGAGAUUUGAUCUCGCAAUAUUUUUUACAUGUAUAUUUUCAAAAGGACAGCCAUAAUCCAGUUUGAUAUUGCAUUAUUUUCUGUAUACCAUGUAAAACAAUGUCAUAUAAAGUGUAUUUUACUAAUAAAUUGACUAGUCAUAAAUGUCCUAUUGUACUCUGUAAAUAAAUUUCAUUCUGGUAAUCUA
This is a messenger RNA of Paramormyrops kingsleyae, 2315 nucleotides long. RefSeq lists its product as uncharacterized. Gene Ontology annotation, molecular function: protein kinase activity; lipid binding; ATP binding. Gene Ontology annotation, biological process: lipid transport; lipoprotein metabolic process; protein phosphorylation. NCBI's taxonomy places the organism in Eukaryota, Metazoa, Chordata, Actinopteri, Osteoglossiformes, Mormyridae. Gene Ontology annotation, cellular component: extracellular region. The record is from RefSeq and is a predicted model, not a curated record.